GCGGGCGCGCGCGGGGCUGUCUCCAUCCCCACGUGACAUGGAGGCGGGGACGGGAAGGGAAAGGUCAGUGGCGACGCCGGCGGAGGGGGAGCGGAAGGUCAGGGCGCCGCGGAGCGGAAGUGGGAGCCGGAGCCCGUCCGCCAUUGUGGGGAAGCGGAGCCCGGAGCAGGGGGGGGAAGCGGCGCUGCGUCCGUCCGUCCGGCUUCUUCCAGCGGGACCCCGAUCGGCGGCGGCGGCGAGCCCAGGCGGCGGCGACAAUCAGGCGGCGGGGAGGAGGCGGAGGCGAGUGGCGCGGCGGGCGAGCGAGCGGUCCCUGUGUGCGGAAUCACUCGAGGCCCAGGCGGAGCGGAGGGAGAGGAUCGCGGCUCCCCGUGAAGAAUGUCAGCCACCAGCGUCGACCAGAGACCUAAAGGACAGGCGAAUAAAGUUUCAGUACAAAACGGUUCGAUUCAUCAAAAGGAUGCAGUAAAUGAUGAUGAUUUUGAGCCAUAUCUAAGUAGUCAGACAAAUCAGAGUAACAGCUAUCCACCAAUGUCAGACCCAUACAUGCCUAGUUAUUAUGCUCCAUCCAUUGGAUUUCCGUACUCUUUAGGUGAAGCAGCAUGGUCAACUGCAGGUGACCCUCCAAUGCCAUACUUGACAACUUAUGGACAGAUGAGUAAUGGUGAACACCAUUACAUACCUGAUGGUGUAUUUAGUCAACCUGGGGCAUUAGGAAAUACCCCUCCAUUUCUUGGGCAGCAUGGAUUUAAUUUUUUUCCUGGGAAUGCAGACUUCUCUACGUGGGGGACAAGUGGAUCUCAGGGACAAUCAACACAAAGCUCUGCUUACAGCAGCAGCUAUGGCUAUCCACCUAGUUCUCUUGGGAGAGCCAUAGCAGAUGGACAGGCUGGAUUUGGCAGUGAUACUCUGAGCAAGGUGCCUGGGAUUAGCAGCAUUGAGCAAGGCAUGACUGGACUGAAAAUUGGUGGAGAUAUGACAGCUGCUGUAACAAAAACUGUAGGUUCAGCUCUGAGCAGUACAGGUAUGACAAGCAUUGCAGCAAACAGCGUGCCUGCAGUUAGCAGUUCAGCACCCAAACCAACCUCAUGGGCUGCCAUUGCAAGGAAGCCUGCUAAACCUCAGCCGAAACUCAAGCCUAAAGGUAACGUGGGUAUUGGGGGCCCUGCUGUACCACCACCACCUAUAAAACACAACAUGAACAUUGGAACUUGGGAUGACAAAGGGUCAGUGGUAAAAGCACCCCCAGCCCAACCAGUACUGCCUCCUCAGACUAUAAUCCAGCAGCCUCAGCCAUUAAUUCAACCACCACCACUGGUGCAAAGCCAACUGCCUCAACAGCAGCCUCAGCCACAGCAACCACAGCAGCAACAAGGACCUCAGCAGCAGGCCCAGCCUCACCAGUUGCAGCAGCAACAGCUGCAAAACCGCUGGGUAGCUCCUCGUAACAGGGGUGUGGGCUUCAGCCAGAACAAUGGAGCUGGUAGUGAAAACUUUGGUUUAGGUGUUGUAUCCGUCAGCUCCUCACCUUCUGGUGUGGAAGUGCACCCAGUGCUGGAGAAACUAAAGGCCAUAAACAACUACAAUCCCAAAGACUUCGAUUGGAAUCUGAAGAAUGGACGUGUGUUUAUAAUCAAAAGCUAUUCAGAGGACGAUAUUCAUCGCUCCAUUAAGUACUCUAUCUGGUGUAGUACUGAACAUGGUAAUAAACGCUUGGAUGCUGCUUACCGUUCACUGAAUGGAAAAGGCCCACUCUAUUUACUCUUCAGUGUGAAUGGCAGUGGACACUUUUGUGGAGUGGCUGAGAUGAAGUCUGUUGUGGACUACAAUGCAUAUGCUGGAGUCUGGUCUCAGGAUAAGUGGAAGGGGAAGUUUGAUGUUAAAUGGAUCUUUGUCAAAGACGUUCCCAAUAACCAACUGCGGCAUAUUCGCUUGGAAAACAAUGACAACAAACCGGUUACCAAUUCGAGGGACACUCAAGAGGUACCCCUAGAAAAAGCCAAGCAAGUGCUUAAAAUAAUUGCUACUUUCAAGCAUACCACCUCAAUCUUUGAUGACUUUGCACAUUAUGAAAAGCGUCAAGAGGAGGAGGAAGCCAUGCGUAGGGAGAGAAAUAGAAACAAACAAUAACUAUAUGGAGAUGUCCUGCUAGAAUUACAACACUAAUGAUGUAGACUCUGGAAAUGCCUAAUAUGUCUAAGAAGACGUUAUUAAAGCUUUUUUCUGCUUAAGGUGACAUCUUUGAACACUUUAACACAAAAUUGACUCUUCUUGUAAUGGUUCUCAUCAGUGCAUCUGCCCUUAUACUCUCUCACCAAACACACUUGAGAACUGUACCUUCGUCAAGCACUUUCUGUCCUGAAGCUUUUACCAGUAUCUGCUGUCUUUUGUAUUUAUGCAUCCUAGCUAAGGCACGGGAGACCGAACGAAUGCAAGGAUUCAUUAACUCUUUGAAUUUGUUAAAUACUAACAAUUAACCAUUAGAAGUGGUUCGAUGAUGUGAGAUUCACAUUGCUUCAACUUAUUUUUUUUCUUUGUUGUAGUUUUUUUUAAUUGUCAGUUUUUAGCUAUUCAACAGAUUAAAAGCAAAUCAUGCCAUAUUUAGUCCUGGAGUAAAACUCAAGUCUAAAUGUUCAUGUGAAAAUUAUUGUAGUAAUCUUUUAAUAUGGCAAAGCAACUUUAAGCUGCAGUUUAGCCAAAUGAAACGUAACAUGAAAUUAUAUUAGAAUGACAUUUCCCUUGUUUCAAACUGUUUGGUGUAAGAGAAUAUUAAUAUGCAGCUUGGUGGAUACCACCAGUUAAUGCACAUUUCUUUAUUUUUUUUUUCCUGUAACAUGUAUACUGAAAAAAGUGCAUUUGUCUGAGGAACUGUUUGUUUGCUACCACUCAAUGAAUCUCAGUUUUGAGUAAAUGUACCUCAGUCUAAAUCAGACUUUUUAUGACCUUUAUAACUACAUUUAAAAUAAUCUUUAAUUCUUAUUUCUGGGUGUUUGCAAGCCUGACAAGAUUGCUAUCAUGGAAGUGAAAAUUUACUCCUCUAGGUGAUUCACUAGCUAAAUAAACAUAAUUCUUGUUUAGCAAGCAUA
Molecule: messenger RNA, 3086 nt
Organism: Dromaius novaehollandiae (emu)
Lineage: Eukaryota; Metazoa; Chordata; Aves; Casuariiformes; Dromaiidae
Gene: YTHDF3
Product: YTH N6-methyladenosine RNA binding protein F3
Exons: 5
Coding region: 379-2130 (583 amino acids)
Biological process (GO): mRNA destabilization
Cellular component (GO): cytoplasm
Molecular function (GO): N6-methyladenosine-containing RNA reader activity; mRNA binding
Source: RefSeq, a predicted model, not a curated record